Punctularia strigosozonata HHB-11173 SS5 is the source of this 2127-nucleotide messenger RNA. RefSeq lists its product as uncharacterized. The record is from RefSeq and is a predicted model, not a curated record. The coding region runs from base 1 to 2127 and encodes 708 amino acids. The transcript is spliced from 8 exons. Lineage: Eukaryota; Fungi; Basidiomycota; Agaricomycetes; Corticiales; Punctulariaceae.
AUGGCCACAGACCGCAACUACCGAAACCUGCUCGCUCAUUUGCACGAUCCAUCGACAAAGCUAGCGCUACCAGCGAUCCAGGCGGCGGUAGCACACUACAUUGCGAGCCUCGAACCGGCCCCCACCCCGCUCGCAGCGAUUGUCGUCUCCAGCCCGUAUUUCCGUGCCUGCGAGCAGACCCAACUCGACGCGCUUUCGACUGCAUUUCGGCAUGCCGUCCACCUCAAAUACAAGGCCGCCGAGAACGAUCACGGUGGGGUAUUCUCGCCCGGUACCAAUGCGAGGAUGAACACGUGGGCGAAGGCGACUCUGGCCGGUCUGCAAGGCGGCCAUCCGCUCUUGCGCCUCGCUUGCGCCGGGGGCUUGUUGCAAGGUCUGGACGAUACCAGGGUCCAGCUCGGGGGAGACGGAUCCGGUGCUCGUGGAAGAUCUGAGGCAGAGGUCGUGCUGGCGUUCGCAGCUGCCAUCGACCAGAGUCCAUCAAACGAUGCUUGGGCGGGUAGUUCGGAUGCGCCAAACACAGACGUAUCGCGUAAGGCGCUUACCCUAGCCUGCCGGUCUUUACCGCUGGUCUCGUCUCGCAAGAUGACGGCAUUGCCUUUGGAUGUGGUUGCCGACCUGACAUCCUCCGAGAUAAUAUCCGCAUUUCAAUCCGGUCAUUUUAUGGCCUCGCUUCCUCGCGCUUCCAGCCGAACGCCUGCAACUGCCACAAGGGUAUGCCAUUUGAUCCUUACAGCAUCUCUUUCAACGGAAGAGGCCCGGCGCCUGCUAUCUAGCUCAGAGUUCGCCGCAGUUGCACCUCUGUCAAAACUAUGCGCGCGUUCGAUCUCGCUUCUUGCGGAUACCCGCCCACAAACGUCGUGGGGCGUAAUGGCUCAUGUUAUCGACAAAUUCCGGUCUGCUACGGAACAGGUCGACGCUUAUUGGCGGAAUAUUGUGCUUCAGACCAACCCGCAGCACCAGAACGCUGUUCCUGAUGCACGUGAAGCGGCAACAUCGGCUUGGACCGUUCUCAAGACUCUCCUCUUCUCCGUCGUCAUGAUUUCCGACGCCGUGCUCGUGUCCGCAACGUACACCCCGCCGUCGUCCUCGUCCUCGUCUUCUUCAAACUUCCAACGCCCGACACCACCUUCCCUGGCUCUUGCGACGUCCACUCUGCGGACUCUCGGUAACCUCUCGUUCGUCAUCUCUCAAUUCGGAGGCAUCACCUCGGAACAGGGCGGGUUUGCGGAGCUGAAGAAGGUGGUGUAUCUCGCGCUUGACAUUUUGGCGACGGAUCCGGCGGAAAGUCAAGCCUUUGCCCGCGCCAUGGCCGAACCCGUUCAGGAAUCAUCUUCCGUAGGAGUAUCUUCGGACUGUACACCGAGGGAGCGGGCGGCCUUCGUGCUCGCUAUGCUGGAGCAGCUAGUACCAGCGCUCUCUGAUGAGAGUUUGCAAGAUGUAGUGUUCCCUGUCGCAUUCCCUUACCUCGACGAUUCCGCGCAUCGGGAGAUCUACGAAGCAGCCCAUUCUGUGACUCUUGCGAUCUUUGCCGCUCGUGGGCGGCCGCCCGCAGAGGUGACGUCGCAAGCGAGUUCUGAGCCAUCAAGCGAACGAUUCGCAGACCGUCUUGUCCCCUUCUACUCGGAGUGUCUGUUAUCUAACUGCUCAGAGGGACAGCUAAGUAUAGCGCAACUGCGGCUGGCGUACGCUGCCCUGGUUAAAGGUGCCGGUGCAUCCCCCACGAAGGGCGAUAUCCUCGCCCAAUAUUGCGUCGAUCAGCUACUCGAGAAGAUCCACUCGCUGCCCGCAUCGUCGCCCUCGGGUUCUCAGGGACAACAGCAGACGUCGCAUCGUCUACACCUCACGCUCGUUGCGACUGUUUCGUCGCUGCCUUAUUCUCUGCUGGGGGGUGUUCUGGAGAGCAUCGGAUCGAUAAUUGCUCCCUUACCGAACGUCGACGGGACGAAGGCCGAGCUAAUAGAAGCGCUAUAUAAUCAAUUACUGGAGGUCGGUGACAGGGAGAAGGCGCUGGCUAUGGCGUGGUGGCACUCUAACAGACGUCGUCUCUACGACGAUCGUGCAUCCGAACAUCAAGACACGCGUGUCGAGACUUCCACGGCUGAAAACAUCCACGCCCGACUAUGA